AUGGAAUACGGCAUUAAUUUACCACUUGCUCAAGGCUUAUAUAAUAACGGAGACAUUCGCACAUUCGUCAUCUUGCAUCCUGCUGUUGUGGGGUUGAGGGGAAUGAGCAGGAGAGAGACGGGUCACUUCUCCACAGACAGGAUCAUGCUGUGGCCUGUGGCAGGGUCGCAUCUUGGCAGAGGCCGCUUGACAGCCAAUGCAGCCCGUCAAACCGGGCAGCAGUGCCCGCUCGGAGUGUCUAGCGGAGGAGCCGUUACGCGUCCCCAGCAGGCCACAGGAAUGCGGCAUAUUGAGCUCACACCGCCAGGAAUCUGUGGGGAAGCCACCCACAGCAGGCAGUCGGGGCCUCAUCAAGCUCCGAUGCAGCGCAGUGUAAGCGACGGGCCGAAGGAGCACCAUCUUCGCCGGGGUCUGGGGAUAGGCCAGCAACCCCACAGUGGAACGUGGAGAAGGAAGUCUAACCCCACGUUGGUGCUGCAAGUUCCCCAUAAACACGGCGCACGUUCCCCAUGCAGGUUGCCCUGGUUGGGGAAGCGUGCGGGGUAG
Messenger RNA from Penicilliopsis zonata CBS 506.65, 546 nucleotides. RefSeq lists its product as hypothetical. The coding region runs from base 1 to 546 and encodes 181 amino acids. NCBI's taxonomy places the organism in Eukaryota, Fungi, Ascomycota, Eurotiomycetes, Eurotiales, Aspergillaceae. The transcript has 2 exons. The record is from RefSeq and is a predicted model, not a curated record.